GUUGGGUAACGCGCACGCGCACGCGCGCGGGACUACUACGCAGGCGCGACAGGCGAGCCGUCCUCUGGGCGGGGUAGUGCGGGUUCGCCAUGGUUGAGGCGUCUCACUGGUACAGAGACGGGACUUCGAAACAAAAGCUGCCUUACAGAAAAGAAACAGAAGUUAGAACCACACUUCAGGAGUUGUUACUCUACUUAAUUUUUUUAAUAAACCUAUGUAUAUUGACUUUUGGCAUGGUAAAUCCACAUAUGUAUUACUUUAACAAAGUUAUGUCAUCUCUGUUUUUGGAUACUUCUGUACCUGGUGAUGAAAGAACCAACUUUAAAUCUAUUCGCAGCAUAACUGAUUUUUGGAAGUUUAUGGAAGGACCUCUUUUGGAAGGUUUGUACUGGGACACAUGGUACAAUGACCAAAAGCUGUAUAAUGUAAAAAACAGCAGUCGCAUCUACUAUGAGAACAUUCUUCUUGGAGUCCCCAGAGUUCGGCAGCUGAAAGUUCGCAAUAAUACGUGCAAAGUCUAUUCAUCCUUUCAAUCUUUGAUGAGUGAAUGUUAUGGCAAGUAUACUUCUGAAAAUGAAGACUUAUCUGAUUUUGGCAUCAAAAGUGGUACUGAAUGGAAGUAUUCUACUUCUACUACCAAUUCCCCUUUGCACUGGGGAUUAGUUGGUGUUUACCAAAAUGGGGGAUAUAUUUUCACCUUAUCAAAAUCAAAAUCUGAAACCAAAAGCAAGUUCGUUGACCUUCAAUUAAACAACUGGAUCACAAGAGGGACCAGGGUUAUUUUUAUUGAUUUUUCAUUAUACAAUGCUAACGUAAACCUGUUUUGCAUCAUUAGAUUGGUAGCAGAAUUUCCUGCAACUGGAGGAAUACUUACAUCAUGGCAGUUUUAUUCUCUGAAACUCCUCAGAUAUGUUAGUUACUAUGAUUACUUUAUUGCCUCCUGUGAAAUCACAUUUUGUAUUUUCCUUGUUGUCUUCACAACACAAGAACUCAAAAAAAUAAAAGAAUUUAAAUUCACCUAUUUCAAAAGUAUUUGGAACUGGUUAGAAGUACUACUUUUGCUGUUGUGUUUUGUAACCGUUUUCUUCUACGCAUAUUGCAAUUUACAAAAUUUUCUCCUACUUGGACAGCUGUUAAAAAGUACUGAAAAAUAUUCAGACUUCUAUUUUCUUGCAUACUGGCACAUUUAUUACAACAAUAUAAUUGCUAUUACUAUCUUCUUUGCAUGGAUAAAGAUAUUCAAAUUUAUAAGCUUCAAUAAGACAAUGUCUCAGUUGUCAUCAACCUUGUCCCGCUGUAUCAAAGACAUAGUAGGAUUUGCCAUCAUGUUUUUUAUAAUAUUCUUUGCUUAUGCCCAGUUAGGAUUUCUUGUUUUUGGAUCACAAGUUGAUGACUUUUCUACUUUUCAAAAUGCCAUAUUUGCACAGUUUCGAAUUGUUCUUGGAGAUUUUAAUUUUGCUGGUAUUCAGCAAGCCAGUUGGAUCUUGGGACCCAUUUACUUCAUCACUUUCAUCUUUUUUGUGUUCUUUGUCUUGCUGAACAUGUUUUUGGCAAUAAUUAAUGACACUUAUUCUGAAGUGAAAGCAGAUUAUGCAAUAGGAAAAAGGCCAGAUUUUGAACUUUGCAAAAUGAUUAAGAUGACUUACCAUAAUGCUCUUGAGAAACUCAAACUGAAGAAAACUCAAAAAGACGACGAGAAAAUCAGCAAAAGCAAUGGACAUUUGGUUGAACAAACAGGAAGAGAACGCUUGGAUGAAAAUGAGAUUCAAAGAGCUGAGCAGAGGAAAAAAUGGAAGGAGAAAUUUGAAAAAAAAUAUUCUACAGAAAUUCAGGAUGACUACCAGCCUGUCACUCAACAAGAAUUUCACGAACUCUUUUUAUAUGCUGUAGAACUGGAGAAGGAAUUACAGUACAUCAGUUUAAAACUAAACCGAGUGACGAGAAAGUUCUCAGCUAUAUAAUACUAAGUGAAGUGGUCUGUUAUUGAUUUCUCUACACCUAAUUGACUGGACAAAUACUGUGAAGAUAACAAGAUAUACUAUACUACCUAUUUCUACUAUCCCAGUAUCCUGCUUUGAAGUUCUGUACCAGUGUCACUACAUUGUCUUGAAUGGCUUUGUUUCAUCUUUUCUAUUGAAUUUUUACUACAUUCUAAAUAAAAAUUAAAAAAAAAAAAAAACUGCCAGGCAUAAUCCCAACAGUAGGGAGGCUGAGAAAGGAAAAUCUCCGAAUUCGAGGCCAUCCUGGUCAACAAAGUGAGUUCAAGCCCAGCCUGAACUACUAAGUGAGAACUUGUCUUUAAAAAAAGAAAAAAAAAUUUUUUUCUAUUAAAAAAAAAAGUUUGAAAAAAAUAAAAAGCUUGGAAAUUAGAGCCACUGUAUUUCCUUUUGUGUGGUGGUCUGCUCUCACACU
This is a messenger RNA of Cavia porcellus (domestic guinea pig), 2412 nucleotides long. It is a transcript of the gene Pkd2l2, whose product is annotated as polycystin 2 like 2, transient receptor potential cation channel. The transcript is spliced from 15 exons. Gene Ontology annotation, biological process: detection of mechanical stimulus. Bases 90 to 1961 code for a protein of 623 amino acids. The record is from RefSeq and is a predicted model, not a curated record. Lineage: Eukaryota; Metazoa; Chordata; Mammalia; Rodentia; Caviidae. Gene Ontology annotation, molecular function: calcium ion binding; calcium channel activity. Gene Ontology annotation, cellular component: membrane.